This is a messenger RNA of Drosophila sechellia, 1657 nucleotides long. It is a transcript of the gene CycK, whose product is annotated as cyclin K. Gene Ontology annotation, molecular function: cyclin-dependent protein serine/threonine kinase regulator activity. Gene Ontology annotation, biological process: regulation of transcription by RNA polymerase II. Lineage: Eukaryota; Metazoa; Arthropoda; Insecta; Diptera; Drosophilidae. The transcript has a single exon. Bases 168 to 1370 code for a protein of 400 amino acids. The record is from RefSeq and is a predicted model, not a curated record.
ACACUGCAAGUGAACAUAAAAAUCGAAAACUGAUUUAUUUACAAUAAACAAAGGGGUUUAUCGGGUCCAGCACGCGCAUUUGCUGAAAACCAUUUGGCCAAAGGUUCAACCCAAAUUCCAUCCAACGACGCGGACUACUAGUAGUACCCGCAGCCAAAAUUGGCGCUAUGCCGUGCUGGUAUUACGACAAAAAGGAGCUGCGGGAAACGCCCUCGAUCUUGGAUGGAAUAAGCUUCGAAACGGAGCGGCGGUACAGAAAAGAAGGUGCUCGAUUUAUCAUGGAAUGUGGCACCAAAAUGGGCUUGGGCCACAACACAAUGGCCACCGGCGUUGUAUAUUUUCACCGAUUUUACAUGUUUCAUUCGUUUCGGAGUUUCCCCCGAUACGUGACUGCGUGCUGCUGCCUAUUCUUUGCUGGCAAGGUGGAGGAGACCCCAAAGAAGUGUCGCGACAUUAUUAAAACUGCACGUGGCAUCCUUACCGACAAUUACUUCUACUCGUUUGGAGACGACCCUAAGGAGGAGGUGAUGACGCUCGAGCGUAUUUUGCUGCAGACCAUCAAAUUCGAUUUGCAGGUAGAGCAUCCUUACACCUUUCUCCUAAAGUACGCUAAGUGUUUCAAAGGCGACCAGCAGAAGCUGCAAAAGAUGGUGCAAAUGGCGUGGAACUUCGUCAACGACUCUCUCAGCACAGUAGUUUGUCUACAGUGGGAACCGGAGAUUAUUGCCGUGGCUCUUAUCCAUUUGGCCAGCAAGCUAAGCAAAUUCACUGUGCAAGACUGGGAAGGCCGCCAGCCACAGCAGCAGCGUUGGUGGGACAUGUUUGUGUCUGAUGUUACGAUGGAAAUACUCGAAGACAUCUGCCACCAAGUUCUGGACCUGUACCAAUCAACCCAAAAAGAAGCGCUCCAGCCGACCAGUCCGCCCCAAAAGCCACCAAGCAGAGCCGACAGUCCAAAAGCCGGCAAGCUUACCAAUUCUACGGGUAUUGGACCACUUUCCGUUCCCCAACAGCCGCCGCCCCCAGUAUGUGGAAACGGUGGCGUGCUGGAGGUUAGCAACAUUCAGAGCAUUAAGUCCCUAGCCAGUGGAGUGCCAGUCAUUGGUCCUAGCGACUCCCAGAAUCUGUUACAGGGCCCAACACCUCCUGGUCAGCCAUCCGGGUACCAUCUUUACCAUGCACCUCCACCGCCGCCCCCGCCGAUAGUGCCUAUGCCGCCGUACCCCUCUUCCGGCUGGGGAGUGCAGCAGACAGUGGUCGGACACUAUAGCGGGAGCGCUGCACCACCACCACCAAUGCCGCCUACCUUGCCACCAGGAUCCGGUGGAUACUACAACGCCGGUGGGCGUCCAUCGCAGCAGCGGUACUAGUAGAGACCUCUCGGUAGAUGCAAUAACAAGAAACAAGAAAAGAAACAUUUGUAUAUUAAAACUAGCGAACCGUUCAUAAUAGAAUUUAGAGCGGGGAUUUUCGUUCGGUUCGGUUCCGUUUUCUUUUUUGGUAACACUCAAGGCCCAAUUUUGUCAAGGGGUAUUUAUCAAUGAUUUUUAUUCCCUAUGUAGAGCUAGGUUCCUUACCCUUUCACAUGUACUUGUCUGCAUAAUUUUGCUGAAGUGAUGUUUCCAAAACUGAAUAAAACUAAAUAAACUAAAAAAAA